Messenger RNA from Chelonia mydas (Green sea turtle), 2744 nucleotides. RefSeq names its product sperm flagellar 1 (gene SPEF1). The record is from RefSeq and is a predicted model, not a curated record. Bases 101 to 817 code for a protein of 238 amino acids. Gene Ontology annotation, cellular component: axoneme. Gene Ontology annotation, molecular function: microtubule binding. The transcript has 7 exons. NCBI's taxonomy places the organism in Eukaryota, Metazoa, Chordata, Testudines, Cheloniidae. Gene Ontology annotation, biological process: regulation of cytoskeleton organization.
UCCAGCCCUGCGGGGAGGCAGAGCCAGGGGCGAGCUUGGCCGUGCCCUGCAGGCGUGGGGGUGGAGAGGCCUGGCCUGGGCCCAGCUGGCGGCCGAGCCGAUGGCGAACGGGGAGCUGGACGAGGAGAGCCUGCAGGAGCUCUACAGCUGGGUGGAUGCCAUCCCCCUGUCCCGACCCAAGAAGAACAUCACCCGGGACUUCAGCGAUGGAGUUCUAGCAGCAGAAGUGGUGAAAUUUUACUUUCCCAAAAUGGUGGAAAUGCACAAUUAUGUCCCAGCUAAUUCAACGCAACAGAAACUCUCCAACUGGGGCCAUCUCAACAGGAAGGUGCUGAACAAGCUGAAUUUCUCCAUCCCGGAAGACAUGAUCCGGAAGAUCGUACAGUGCACGCCCGGCAUGGUGGAGCUAGUGCUGCUCCCACUGCGGCAGAAAAUCGAGGACAAGCAGAAGCGGAGCAAGGUGGCAUCUAGCACACAUCAGGAGCUGGGCACACGCUAUGCACUCAAUGAGAAUGGCCAUAUGGAAACAGGCUAUUCGUCAAAGCCAAAGACCAAUGCAGCAGGGAUCUACGUGCAGCAGUCCCCACGAGCUGAAAGGAUGAACAAGGGCCAGCAAGGCUAUGCCCAGGCACUGCAGGGAGACACCAGCUUCCGCAUUCAGUUAGCGGAGAGGGAGCAGGCUCUGCUGGCUUGUCAAGAGAUGGUCCAGAUCCUGCAGAUGAAGGUGCGGCGGCUGGAACACCUGCUCCACCUGAAGAACGUUCGGAUUGACGACCUCACGAGGCGCCUCCAGCAAGUGGAGCAGAAACAGAAAUGAGGCAGGGCUCGGUUUCCCUGCGACUCUCUCACCCUCAAACCUCUCACAGGCACAUUUGUAAGAGCCGGCGUUCCUGUGCCUCUCCCACUGCUAAUCGCUCCUCCUGGGCUUGGAGAGACCGAGCCAUCACAGGCAGGACUGGUAGAGGUCUGCAUUUGAAUAAUGACACAGGGCUCCCAGUUACUUACAAUCCAAGGGCUAGACUGAGGGGAAAAAAUAAGGCCUAGAGUCCAAGAGUGAGAAAUGCACAAGCAGAGGUGGCAAAUGCACAUCUAGAAGUUCACCUGCCAUUGUGCACGAGGGUGUUUUAAUUGUCUAAGUGCACCGGUGAUUGUGCAUGCAUUUGUUAGUCACGUACAUGCCGCUGCAAUCAAUCGGCUUUGCAUUCUUUGCAGUUAUGGACAUGGACCCACAGUUGUGCAUGCACUUAUACAAUUGCAAGAAAUGCUAGUGCAAAUGUGCUUGAAGGUGAUCGGGCUGAGGCAGUAUUUCGAGUGCCAGGUUUUCUAUCUAUAACCAAAUCCAGCGACUUUGCUGAAUAUAGACUCCUUUUGCUUUCUGUGCUUUAGUACCAGGCCACCCCUUCGCUUGUUAGUUGUUUUAAAGAGCUCCAAACUAUCCCCUCUUGUUCCAUCUGGUGCCUCUUGGGUGACAGCUGAUUGGAGAUCCAUGGGGAAGGAAUGGAUCAUUCACAAGGAUGCUUUUCGACAGGUGCGAUCCUGGAGCCCUCACUCAGGGACAACUCCCACUGAAGGGUAAGGAUCUGUCUACGCAGCUAAAGCUGUGCACAGGGCAGCCUACCUGAGCCAGCUUGAAUCCAGCUAGCACAGCCAUGAAGCCAACACAGCACAGGGUACUGAGCAGAAUGUGUGGCCAGGCUCUGUGCCAGGCAGCACUACCCAGGCUGACGCCCCACCCGCUCUGUCAUGCCCAGCUGGUGCUGUGUAGACACACCCUGAGGAAGGCCCUCUGGGAUCAGACCCUGUGGAGAUCAGUCGCCUCCACUCAUUGAUUAGUUUACUGUGGGCUCCAUUUGGAUACAAGCAUGAAAAGAACCUCAGCUCCUGGCUCUCUGCUCCUUACAGUUUGUUGGGGUUCUGCGGCCCUUGGGUGGGUUUCAGAGGCUGCCUGAUGAGAAAGGAGCCGUCUCUGCGGUACUCCAAGGGCUGAUAAUAGCAACAGGCGGAGGGCUGACCAAUCACAGCCACAGAGAGGCCCCCUGCUGGGGAGGGGCUGCGCUGCUCAGACAUGAAAGCUCCAAACUCAGGGCCAGCCCCUCACCUGCUGUGAACGGGAGAAGCUGUACUGAGGUCAAUGGGCCAGGUCCCGGCUGCUGUGAACGGGAGAAGCUGUACUGAGGUCAAUGGGCCAGGUCCCGGCUGCUGUGAACGGGAGAAGCUGUACUGAGGUCAAUGGGCCAGGUCCCGGCUGCUGUGAACGGGAGAAGCUGUACUGAGUCACAGCAGCCGGGACUGGCCCAUUAACCUCAGUACAGCUUCUCCCGUUCAAUGGACCGGGUCCCGGCUGCUGUGAACGGGAGAAGCUGUACUGAGGUCAAUGGGCCAGGUCCCGGCUGCUGUGAACGGGAGUAGCUGUACUGAGGUCAAUGGGCCAGGUCCCGGCUGCUGUGAACGGGAGAAGCUGUACUGAGUCACAGCAGCCGGGACUGGCCCAUUAACCUCAGUACAGCUUCUCCCGUUCAAUGGACCGGGUCCCGGCUGCUGUGAACGGGAGAAGCUGUACUGAGGUCAAUGGGCCAGGUCCCGGCUGCUGUGAACGGGAGUAGCUGUACUGAGGUCAAUGGGCCAGGUCCCGGCUGCUGUGAACGGGAGAAGCUGUACUGAGGUCAAUGGGCCAGGUCCCGGCUGCUGUGAACGGGAGAAGCUGUACUGAGUCACAGCAGCCGGGACUGGCCCAUUGACCUCAG